GAGCACUACUGCCAGAUCUUGAGAGUCUAAGAAAUCUUUCUUUCGACUCCUCGGCUCACCGAUCCAGCAUCAUUUUCUACUGGCCCCAGAGUUUCCUUACUGUCAUUCCUUCCACCCCAAAGCUUCCUCCCUGUUGGCACUGGGGCCAUCACGAUAGACUGGAGUAGUGAUUUGGGAAGAAAAUACGGGAAUAAGAUGACCAAAUGGAGGGAAGUUUCAAGGACUCAUUCCAUGUGUUCUUCAAUUUUGGCAGCAGUUAUGAAGGUGUAGCAAUUGCGCUGCAGAGGACAGGAGAGUAUACAAACGCAAAUUUUGAAAAAUUACUGUACUAUUCUUUUCCUUUCCUCAAACAAAAAAGUGACAAUGAAUAUAUGUUUGCACAUUCACUCAUUUAUAAAACAAACUUUGUUAAGUGACUUUUGAAUCAUUCAAUCUUCAAGGAGCUUACAAUUUAGUUAGCUGAAUAUCUCCAUCUACCAGAAUCUACUAGAAUUCUCUAUCAGUAGAAUUCUCUAUCAGAAUCUACUAGAUCUGUGGUUGUCUUUCUUUUUUCUUGUGAAGAUGAUGUUUUGUGUGUCUCACAGUACAUGACAGAGAUGAUAUUCACAUGUGUGACAAACUCUCAUUGAGUACCUGGGGUUAUUCGCGAGACCCCACACGCAGGCUGUCACUCCACUGUUUUCUCUUCUAUGCAGGAAAGUAUAUCAGAAUGCAACAGAGCAAGAGAGAGAGAGACACCACUGUAGUAACAAUCUUGAAUCUAGUCUAAGUGUGAAGGUAAGUCAUUCACACACUUUCAUGGCUUAACAAGCACUAGGAAUAAAUUAUUUGCAACAGACUUCACGAAUGACUUGCAAAUACCAGGUAUGUCACCACUAAAACACACUGCUGUAGAUGGCAAGGGCAAUACUGAAUACUUUCUGUGACUGGGAUGUUCUUGGCACUUUUGAUACAUUUUUUAAUUUAUCCUAGACCCCAUAAUUCUAUUUGCUCAACUAAUCCAGUGGUUUUCCAACUUUAGCAUGCAUCAGAAUUACCUGGAGGGCUUGUUAAAAUGCAGUCUGCUGGGCCCCACUCCCAGAGUUUCUAAUUCAGUAUGUCUGGGCAGGGCCUGAGAAGGCAUUUCCAACAAGUCCCCAGGUAACAGUGAUGCUGCUGGUCCAUGAACCGCACUUUGAGAAUCAUUGAUAAAGGUAUCCAUUCAUCCCUUCCAAAAACAUUUAUUAAAACCUACCAGGUGCCUAACACCAAAGUAAAAAGACCAACUGAACAUUAUUCUAUAAAAGCUAACCUCUAUUGAGCACUCUGCUAAGGGCUUUGUUAUGACCUGAUUUACUCCUUUAUGACAAUCCUACAGUUAGGUAUCUUUUCCACACAGUAUUAUUAUGGUCAGUCUUUUUCAGAUUAAAAAAAAGUCCUGAUGUUCAACAAGGUUAAAGAACUUGCCCAAAGUCACACAGCUAGGAAGCAUCUUAAACAAAAUUUAAUCUGUUUGUCUGAUGCCAAAGUGUUUUUCUCACCAUACCCUCUCUUCUCCAAGCUAUCUCUAGAUCAAGAUCCGUCUAAAUCAGAGCCAGGAAAAAGAACAUGGCUCCAGUUAGCCAGUGUGCAGAGAAUGGGGAGUUCUGUCUAACAUUUUGGUUAGCUAAGACAUAUCUUUGUGUUAACUUAUUCAAAAGCUUUCUAACAGUUAUCAGUUCACUUUCUACCCUAAGUCAGCAUAAUAUAAUGUACUGUUUCCUUGAUGAUUCAGGAUCUUACGUGUCCCAGAACCAUCAUUAUACACAGCAUUCGUUCCUGAGAAAUGUCGAACUGACUGCAGAAGAUAGAGGCAAUUCGACUGAAUGUGUGGGGAGCCCAGAAUUACUGAGGACAGAUUAAAUUAUAUUCUAAUUAUUUCCCUUUUCUGUAAUCAGAAUGGAAAAGACUCGCAAAGUGAGACUAAACAAAUGUUUCAGCUGAGCUGGGUUCAGAUUAAUCAAGUUUACCCCAAUUUGUGUAAGUAGCUGACAAACUUCAUUUAAAAGUCUUUUUCUCCUUUUGCGACUCGGUAACUCACAAAGAGCGAAGCUUUCCUUGACUCCUGUGCACCGUUGUGUUACCCCGUCAUCAGGGAGAGAAAUGAGCUGUAUAAUUACCUUUUGAGACAUGAAUCAUCCUUGCUCUGAGGGCCCAGACCUGUUCGACUCUAUAAAAGCAGCUGAAGGUGGAAGUGCAAACGUGCACUGUCUGUCGUCCCCCAGGCUGAUAUAAUUACCACGCUACCGUGAGGAGAUGAAGGUGCUCCUUGCAUCUGGCCUCGCUGUCCUCCUCAUCACGGCUUUGAAGUUUUCCACUGCAACCCCCUCCCUAUUUGCAGCCACCCCCAGGACCUCAAGGAACAACUACCACCUCGCACAGGCGUACCUCGACAAGUAUUACACGGUUAAAGGAGGCCACCAGAUUGGUGAGAUGGUUGCACGAGGAAGCAAUUCCAUGGUGAAGAAGAUUAAGGAGCUGCAAGUGUUCUUCGGCCUCCCGGUCACCGGGAAGUUAGACAAGUCCACGAUGGAUGUGAUCAAGAGGCCUCGCUGUGGAGUUCCUGAUGUGGCAAACUACCGCCUCUUCCCAGGUGAACCCAAAUGGAAAAAAAAUACUUUGACCUACAGAAUAUCCAAAUACACAACUUCCAUGACUCCUGCUGAUGUGAACAAAGCAGUAGAGAUGGCCCUACAGGCCUGGAGCAGCGCUGUGCCCCUCAACUUUGUUAGGGUAGACUCUGGAGAAGCCGAUAUUAUGAUAUCUUUUGAAACUGGAGAUCACGGGGAUUCCUAUCCAUUCGAUGGGCCUCGAGGGACUCUAGCCCAUGCAUUUGCCCCUGGAGAAGGCCUGGGAGGAGAUACACAUUUCGACAAUGCUGAGAAGUGGACUAUGGGAACGAAUGGUUUCAAUUUAUUCACUGUUGCUGCUCACGAAUUUGGCCAUGCACUGGGCCUGGCCCAUUCCACAGACCCAUCAGCACUGAUGUACCCAACUUAUAAGUACCAGAAUCCUUAUGGAUUCCAUCUCCCCAAGGAUGAUGUGAAAGGGAUCCAGGCAUUGUAUGGACCUCGGAGAGCAUUCCUGGGAAAGCCCACCAUGCCCCACGCCCCACCUCGUAAUCCAUCCAUCCCUGACCUCUGUGACUCCGGCUCAUCCUUUGAUGCUGUGACAAUGCUGGGAAAGGAGCUCCUGUUCUUCAGGGACCGGAUUUUCUGGCGUCGGCAGAUUCACUUGGCGGCAGGGAUCCGGCCCAGCAUGAUUACCAGCUCCUUCCCCCAGCUUAUGUCUAACGUGGAUGCAGCUUACGAAGUGGCUGACAGGGGCACUGCUUACUUCUUUAAAGGCCCCCACUACUGGAUAACACGAGGAUUUCAAAUACAAGGUCCUCCUCGGACUAUUUAUGACUUUGGGUUCCCAAGGUAUGUGCAACGAAUAGAUGCUGCUGUCCAUCUCAAGGAUGCACAGAAGACUCUUUUCUUUGUGGGAGAUGAAUACUACAGCUAUGAUGAACGAAAAAGGAAAAUGGAAAAAGACUAUCCAAAGAGUACUGAAGAGGAAUUUUCAGGAGUUAAUGGCCAAAUAGAUGCUGCUGUGGAAUUGAACGGCUACAUUUACUUCUUUUCAGGACCAAAAGCAUACAAGUAUGAUACAGAGAAGGAAGAUGUGGUUAGCGUGCUGAAAUCUAGUUCCUGGAUUGGUUGCUAAACAGAGAAGUCUAGUCUUUCCUAAGGAAUGAAGAUGUCUGCAAGCAGCUGGUAAUUGGAUCUUAAGGACUCAGGCAGAAUGCAGGAUAGGGAUUCUUCCCAUGGCCUUCAAGUUUAAGGACAAUUUAGAGUUCACUGAAAAUAAUUAUGCUUCUAAAUUUUUUCACAGUUGUGGAUUCAGAAUUUUAAUCCAAACGGGAAAUUCCUAUAUGAUCAACUUUACACAAAAUCAGAAUCGACACAAUGCAUUCUUCUGUUAGACACUCAUUGUUUUUUUCUUACCUAAUAUAUUGAAGUAAAUUGAUAAGUUAGGUUUUUAUUUCUAGGAAGAAGCCUACUUGUGGAUUCCCUGACAUAUAUUAUAAUUCUUUUAAUAGGAAAUGUCGUUACUUUACAAACUAUAAUUAUUCUUUACAAGUGCUGGCUUUUGUGGCCUUAACAUUUGUUAUGAUGAAUAUAAAUUUAUCCAUCUUUACUUUAAACAUAUCACAAACAAAA
Messenger RNA from Equus caballus (horse), 4223 nucleotides. It is a transcript of the gene MMP20, whose product is annotated as matrix metallopeptidase 20. The record is from RefSeq and is a predicted model, not a curated record. Gene Ontology annotation, cellular component: extracellular matrix. Gene Ontology annotation, molecular function: metalloendopeptidase activity; zinc ion binding. Gene Ontology annotation, biological process: extracellular matrix organization; collagen catabolic process; amelogenesis. NCBI's taxonomy places the organism in Eukaryota, Metazoa, Chordata, Mammalia, Perissodactyla, Equidae.